GGCAGAGUAUCCUUAUCUUAUAGGUCUAGCAUCUCUUAGCUUCUACUAUGUUUCGAUUUUAUUCUCCACCUUGAUUUGGCAGAUUUCCUCAAGGCAUGCAAAGUAUAUAUACUUGCCGGAAUGCUGCCACCAAAAGCGUCGGUGUUGUGCACAUGAGGAGAUAGGCUGCCACUGUUUCAACAAAAUAUUGUACCUGUUAUGAAAUUGAAAUUUGAAGCCAGAAACUCAGAAUACUUUCCUUCUUCAUCAGGCAUGAAGUAAACUUAGGCACAUCAAGUCCAUGACCACCUCAACAAGUAAUCUGAUACAAAGAUAGCCUAAGCUUGAAAGAAAUGAAAUCUCCUUUCUGCAAUUAAUUAAGAAUUGAGUACGAUUAAAGUAGAUUUUGUCAUGUAAGAGAAAACCGUAUGAUUACAUGGUUUGCUGCUACAUCUUCUGCUUUAUAAUCUUGCCCCAUUAUCAUUCACCACUCACCAGGGAAGCUUCAACCAGUUUUCAGCAGCUCUCUUCUAUCCAAACAGGAAUUAAAAUGCAAGGAAUUUCUAGGGCUGUGAGAUCAUGCCAGGAAAUCCUCAAAGCUGCAGCUCUGGACCAUCCGCACGGGAGAGGAAUUGCUAGGAUAGAAAAGUUAGGUUCAACUUGUAAAUGGGUUAGCUCUCCAGCUCUCAAAGGAUUGGAGAAUGUAACUGUGGAAGAUGUACUAACGAACAAGAACGACGGAACUGGACCUUGGCUCUGGUGCCACACAGAUGACACUGUAAUUGAUGCAGUAAAAAAUAUGGCUAAGAACAAUAUUGGAUCAUUAGUAGUACUUGAGCCUGGAGAGCAACAAUAUAUUGCAGGAAUCAUCACAGAAAGAGAUUAUCUGAGGAAAAUAGUUGCACAGGAUAGAUCUCCCAUCUAUACUAGGGUUGGAGAGAUUAUGACUAAUGAGAACAAAUUAAUAACAGUGACAUCUGACACAAACAUUCUUCAGGCAAUGCAACUUAUGACAGAGAAUCAAAUACGGCAUGUACCGGUCGUAGAUGGCAAGCUAGUUGGUAUGAUUUCGAUCAAAGAUGUUGUUCGAGCAGUGGUUGAGCAGCAAAGCGGGGAACUGAAGCAACUAAAUCAGUACAUUAGAGGAGAAUACUAUUAAAUCUUAUAGAAUCAUUCAAGUUUCAAUUUAUGUUCACCAAUACCAUUGUAAGAAACAUAAGCACAAACCUGUAGCUACUUCCUACAUAAGGUUUUCUAGUUCAA
Molecule: messenger RNA, 1242 nt
Organism: Argentina anserina (silverweed cinquefoil)
Lineage: Eukaryota; Viridiplantae; Streptophyta; Magnoliopsida; Rosales; Rosaceae
Product: CBS domain-containing protein CBSX3, mitochondrial-like
Exons: 6
Coding region: 416-1138 (240 amino acids)
Source: RefSeq, a predicted model, not a curated record